UUCGAGACAGCUGUUUUCCAUCUACACAUUUCUUUCACUUUCUGUCUUAUUUUUAUGUUAACUUCUACAUUUUUCACUCCUAAAAUCCUUGAAGCUCUCACCACUCAAGCUGUCUUGAAACGCUCCGUUUUCAUUGCUUUUUAUCAGUUUUCGUGUCAAGAAAACACUUGGGCCUAGAUCAACUUGUGCGAGCAGAUCCAUGGCCUUUGAGCAAUAUUUUGCCCGUGAAUGUAAGUCCAUUACAGGUGCAGCAACUGGUUCAGACAAUCGUAACGGUUGCUUUGACUGCAAUAUCUGCCUUGACCUUGCAUUUGAGCCAGUGGUUACCUUAUGUGGCCAUCUCUACUGCUGGCCCUGCAUCUACAAGUGGCUUCAUGUUCAGAGUGCGUCCCUUUCUUCCGAUGAACACCCACAAUGCCCAGUAUGCAAGGCUGACAUAUCACAUACGCAAAUGGUUCCCCUCUAUGGUAGGGGUCAAACUCCAACUGAGUCUGAGGUUCCAGGCAAGAUGCCCAUUCGCAGCAUGGCUAUUCCCCCUAGACCACCAGCUUCUGGCAAUCAAGCUUUUCAAUCUCCUUCAUCAAAUUCUGUUCAACAGCUUCCAUAUCGUAAUCCUUACCAAAACCAACACUAUAAUCCUUAUCCUCAUGGCAAUUUAGAAGAGGAUUCCCCAUCACUCAUCAAUCUUGAAGGCCCCACAAUGACUGGAUUUCAUCAUCCGGUAGUCGGUAUGUUUGGAGAAAUGGUUUAUGCAAGAGUCUUCGGAAAUUCAGAAAGCUUAUACACUUAUCCCGACUCCAAUCACCUAGUGGGUAGCAGUAACCCCAGGCUGAGAAGGCAAGAGAUGCAGGUGGAAAAGUCACUAAACAGAAUUUCAAUCUUCCUUUUCUGCUGCUUUCUUCUGUGCCUUGUUGUAUUUUGAAGAUAGGUAAAAUUUCCCAUUUCCUUUUUUGUACACUCUGUAUGUAAGCUUAUUAAAAUAGUAGAUUAGAUACAUUACAUAUAAAUAUAUGAGUUGAUAAUAGAGAAAUUUACCGAAAA
This is a messenger RNA of Mangifera indica (mango), 1041 nucleotides long. Its product is annotated as E3 ubiquitin-protein ligase RMA1H1-like. The record is from RefSeq and is a predicted model, not a curated record. Gene Ontology annotation, biological process: ubiquitin-dependent protein catabolic process. The transcript has 2 exons. Gene Ontology annotation, cellular component: endoplasmic reticulum. The coding region runs from base 200 to 922 and encodes 240 amino acids. Gene Ontology annotation, molecular function: ubiquitin protein ligase activity; metal ion binding; ubiquitin-like protein conjugating enzyme binding. Lineage: Eukaryota; Viridiplantae; Streptophyta; Magnoliopsida; Sapindales; Anacardiaceae.